Messenger RNA from Trichoderma aggressivum f. europaeum, 2202 nucleotides. RefSeq lists its product as uncharacterized. Gene Ontology annotation, biological process: attachment of mitotic spindle microtubules to kinetochore. The record is from RefSeq and is a predicted model, not a curated record. NCBI's taxonomy places the organism in Eukaryota, Fungi, Ascomycota, Sordariomycetes, Hypocreales, Hypocreaceae. Gene Ontology annotation, cellular component: Ndc80 complex. Bases 1 to 2202 code for a protein of 733 amino acids. The transcript has 3 exons.
AUGUCUCAAGACACGGGCCUGUGGAGCGUCCGCCGGAAAAGAGAGACGCUCGGCGGCCUCAGUACAAACAGCGGCAUCCCGGCGCCAGGGUCGACAAUGAAGCGCCAGAAUCAGGGACCCUCCAGCUUCGGCACCGCCCACGGCCGCUCCAUGUCGGGAUCUAGGCACUCCCUGGCUGUGACGCGCCCGAACCAGCCCAUGUUCCAACGCGCAUCGUCCGGCACAAACCUGGGCGAUAUUGGCCUGUCCUCUAUCAAGCGAACGUCGUUUCAGCAGGCCAGAGCAACAUACAACCCGGGCGCCUUUACUCCGUUGGCUGCGAGGCCGUCAACGGACAGCGAUAGACGGAGCAGCGUGUAUCGUCCGCGGCAAUCCACAGUCGGCCCCGUGAGCCACCAGAGCUUUUUCCAGACCACGCCCCAGGCAGCCGGCGUCCCUCGCGAUCCGCGGCCGCUGAGGGACCGAUCCUUCCAAGCCCGAAUCGCCCAAGAGCUGAUGGACUACAUGGUGCAAAACAACUUUGAGAUGGAAAUGAAGCAUUCGUUGUCACAAAACAUUCUCAAGUCGCCGACCCAGAAAGACUUCAACUUCAUGUUCCAGUGGCUCUACCAUCGGAUCGACCCCAGCCACAAAUUCCAGAAGAAUAUCGACCAAGAGGUGCCGCCCAUUCUUAAGCAGCUUCGAUACCCGUUUGAGCGCAGCAUCACAAAAAGCCAGAUUGCGGCCGUGGGUGGCCAGAACUGGAGUACUUUUCUCGGCCUGCUCCAUUGGAUGAUGCAACUGGCUCAAAUGCUCGAGGGCUAUGCCGGCAAUCGGUACAUAGAUGCUUGCCUCGACGUCGGUGUCGAUGUAAGUGGCGACCAGAUCAUCUUCAACUUCCUUAGUAGUGCAUACAGAGACUGGCUCGCCAUGGACGACGACAUGGGCGACGAGGAUGCCGAGCGACUACUAGCCCCCCACGUUGAGGCCAUGGCAAGGGCGUUUGAGGAGUCCAACUCAAAGUACACGGCCGAGCUUGAGAUGCUCGAGGCCGAGAAUGAGAGGCUGUCCAAGGAAAUCGAGGAUCUUGAAAAGUCCACCCCGGACCCUGCCGUCUUGGAUAACCAUUUCAAAAUCAUGGAAGAGGACCGCGUCAAGUUUGAAGACUACAAUGAGCUCGCCGUUCAGCGAUCGGAAAAAUACGAAGCCCGCAUCCAAGUUUUACAAGAGGAGCUAAACAAGGUUGUAGAAGAGCUGAAAGAAGCCGACGAGGAACGAAGAGGACUCCAAAGAGCUGUUGACGCCCAAGGCAUUAGCAUGCAGGAUAUUGACCGCAUGACUUCUGAACGGGAACGCCUGCAAAGGGGUAUCGAGUCGGCCGGCCAACGCUUGGAAGAGAUUAAGAAAAAGGUCAUGGAAAAGGAAGCCGAGGCCAGCCGAAAACUUGAUGAGCUGGAACGCGUGGUGGACAAGUACAACACCAUUGCCUACCAAAUAGCCCUCAUACCAGCUACCGCGGCCAAUGCUAAGGGCAGGGACUACGAGCUGCAGGUUACCCUCAACGAGAACGAGCUGAAUUCAUCCAACUGGAAGAGCUCCAGCACAACACAUACCCCGGCGACAGACCGAUCAUUGGUUGAUGCCACAACCGGCUAUCAACCAGGACACGUCCUUAACCUAGAUCUCAGGGGGCAAGUCCGCAGCAGCUUCAUAGCUUUGCGAAAGGAGAUUGCAGAGCGACGAAGCGUUGUAAUGGACGACAUGAUGAAAGACCACGAGCUCUUGGAUGGCAUUAAGGAGGCCAUUGAGGACAAGCGGAACGAGGUUGAAGCCUUGAAUCACAGAGUCAGGGCUGCAGAAGAGGAGUAUGAAAAGACGAAAGAGGUUGCCACGGCGCAGAAGAUGGGAUCCGACGCACAAAUCGAAAAGAUGGAAAAGGAACUCUCCAGAAUGCGAGCCGGUCUGACAGAGUCUGUGCAGCUGCUAGAGCAACGCGAGAUCAACACUACCAUUGAAUACGAACAGCUUGUAUUGCGGGCCAACUCGCUGCGAGAGGAGCUACACACGGAGAUUGAUCGCAUGCUAAACGACGUGAUCAAGUUCAAGAUUCACGUGCAAAAGAGCUUGGACGACUACGAGGGCUUCGUGGCCGACGAGCUGGAAAAGGAGCUGGGGGGCGACGAGAUAAUGCAGGAUGAGACUCGGACGCUGCCUGAUAUCUAA